AUGGCUGCUCGUACUGCUAAAAAGAAAUCUAUAUAAAUUAACACUAUUCCUAUUGAGGGACUUAUUACUUCAGACAUUGAAAGCAAUGGAACUACCCCUGAAUCAAAUGGAAAAUCUCUUCCAAAGGGUUUUGCAGAAGAGGUAUUGAAACUAGAAAUGGAUAUCGAAAUAAGUGAAACUUUAGAAUUAAAGUAAGUUCACCGCUUGAUUGAGCUUUAUGCUCUUGGAGUUGGCUACUAUGAGUCAAUAGGAGAUACAAAAUACUUGUACUUUCAUAAAAAAAUGAAUAAUUUGAUGAUGAAACCUAAUGUUUUAGAAUCAAUGAAUAACUCAGUUAAAGAAUAAAAAGAAGUCAAAAGGAGACAAAGUCUCUAAACAGACACCUUUUUUGCAAGUCAACCAAAAUAGUAAAUAUAGAGCUAAGAGUAAAAUGGAUAAUUUUAAGAAAUACAUGAUGAGCAGAAAUAGAUGUAAUAAGUUUCAUAGGAAUAGAAAUAAUCUCAUAAUUCACAAGUAAGAGAGUCAGAAGCUACACACAAUACAUUCAGCUAGGAAGUGGAAAGUGUUGAGAAAAUUUAAUAGGAAAAAUAAAUAGCGGCAGAAGAGAAAAAAGUGAAAUAAAUUAGCUUAAUAAAAAAGAAAACAAUUGAAGAAAACAUCAAGUUGAACAUCAUAUAUGGAAUGCAAGAUAAUGAAGAUAAAUCUAAAUCUAUAUUAAAAAUGCAUUAGCUAGACUAGCAACGUGUUAAAGAAUUUGUAAACAAGUAGGUAGAAACUUAAGUUGAUGAUAUCAAAAAAAGGUUAGAACAAAGACGUAACUAAACAUUUAAUAGAGCUUUAUCAUUACCUAUUAAUAAUGAAUCAGAUACUUCUCUAAGCGAUAUUGAUGUCGUUCAACCUUUACCAAAUAAUAAUAAAAAAUGUAUAUCCAGUUAAACAAAUAUAGAGGAUAUCUUAGAUGAUGUAAUUUAAGAAGAUGAAAAAGAAGAUAUUUUCACUAGAGAAAACAGUAAAAGAAAUUCUCUCGACUUCUAACAUCUGAGAGAAGGAAACUAAAAUAUUCUAGAGUAAUUAAAAUAAGAAAGAAAUAUAGAAGACAUUAUAUCUCUUCGCAGCAGACGCAAAACAACUCUAUCACAUAGAAAAAAUUGUAGACUAUCAUUAAUGAACCACAAGUAGUUCUAGCUGAAGUCUGUUGAUUCAAGUCGUGUCAGAUCAUUUUCAAAUGACCAUGCUUAAAAUAAUACUGAAUCAAUAAAUAUAACAGAAUUCGAUAAUAAUAUUUUUGAUAGUGCUUAAAAACCUAAUAACACAUAAUCGAUGAUUGAAAGAUAUUGA
Messenger RNA from Tetrahymena thermophila SB210, 1338 nucleotides. RefSeq lists its product as hypothetical. The transcript has a single exon. Lineage: Eukaryota; Ciliophora; Oligohymenophorea; Hymenostomatida; Tetrahymenidae. The record is from RefSeq and is a predicted model, not a curated record.